GCGGCCGCCACUGCGCACGCGUCCCGCUGCUGGUGUCGCGUUCCCUCGGCGCCUCCAGUCGCGGCACCCAGAUCAGGGGACCCCACCAGGGACCCUUCCGUCUCGCCCGCACCAGCUCCCCGCGCAGGAUCACCAGCAAUCAUCAUCACCAUUACCAGCAGCAGCAGCGAUGACGUCCCGCUCUCGGAACGGGCCCGGAGCCCCGGGUCAGGGUACCCGCUACACGCCGCACACGCCCAAGAAGAGCUCGUCCCGGGAGCUCAACCCAUACCUCUCCGACGUGCGGCCAGAGAACCGGCACACCCUGUGCACCAUCAUGUCGCAGCUGGCGGAGGAGUCAUCUCCGAUGUUUGCCGUGACCCCAAGGUCGCGCGCCGUGAGCGAGGAUACCGACGUGCGCUUCACGUGCACCGUGAGCGGCCACCCAGAGCCCGAGGUCCUGUGGUAUCGUGACGAUGAACAGCUUGACCGGUUCUGCGGGCUGCCCAAAUAUGAAAUCCUGCGCGAGGGAAAAGUGCACACACUCAAGGUGUAUCGGUGCACGGAGGAGGACGCGGCCAUCUACCAGGUGUCGGCGCGAAACACCAAGGGCAUUGUGUCCUGUUCCGCCGUGCUGGAGGUGGCCACCAUGAACGAGUUCAAGAUCCACCAGCGCUGGUUCAACAAACUGAAGGCCAAGGCAGAGGCGCGGCGCUGCGAGGCCGCGCGGGCGCCCGGCAAGGAAAACAAGGGCACGGCAGCGCAUGACGGCGUCACCCCGGCAACGACCGCAGCGGCCGGCACGGCGACCUCCUGGCACCGCAGCCCUGAGUCGCGGACACGCCGCAAACGCCGCUCGCCCGACCUCCGCAAUCCAUCGCCGUCUUCAUCGCCGGCUUCGGUCCGUGCCGAGCGAGCGAGGAGCAGGGCCACCUCGUCGCCCAAGAGGGCGGCGCACACGCCGCAUCUCGGCGGCUCAUCUGAGCCUGGGGCCGGCCCUCCCACUGGGCCCCUUGCAGGGCGUGCAUCUCCGCCCAAGCGGGUCGCGGGUCGUGCCGAGGCCCGCCAGGACGCGGCGGACGCAAAGCUCAACGGUUUCCACGGUGGGCCGGGCUCUGUAGACCGGGAGGCCUCGUGGAAGUCUGGCUCGGUGCGGGGUCGCGGCGAUGGGUCCCACGGGGACCCAGACGAUGGUGGGGACAGCGGUGGUGGUGGCGGCUCAGUGGUGUACAUAAUGGAGACGGUGGAGGAGAUCAUCACCACGCGCCCCGCACACAAACCCGACGCUGCACACUUUCAGAGGAGCAGGGCGACCGGGGAGUCGGCCGCCAUCGUAACCCCGGUGAAGGUCGUGGAUGAAGCAGAACAGCACGAGCGGCAGCGUGAGAAGCAGCCCGAGGAGGAGCGAUCGCUGGACGCAAAGGUCCCAACAGUGGGCGAGUACCUGCGCGAGCUCCUACACGGCGCUCAUGACGGGAGUGAGCCGAGCGACACAUCCCAGCCCACCGAGCUGAGCGCCUCCGAGAUGGAGUCAGAGAAAACGAGCGAGGAUGACACGAGGUCUUCGGCGAGCACCACCCCCACGGAAGUGCUUGGCUUCUCCGCGUCUCCCGCACGGAGCCCCGACGACUUCGACACGGCGAUGAGCACGGGCGGCACGGACGAUGAGACCGGCGGUCACUUGGGGCGGAUGCCGGCGAGCGAGCCUCUGUUCUCGCCGGCGUCGCGCCCCAACGCUGUGGACAGAACCACAGCCAAUACGAGCCCAGGGCAGGGCACAACUGACGUGGAGAGCGAUGCGUGCGAAGAUUUAUAUGACACGGCGGAUGAAGAGAGCGCCACAUCUCCUGACUACAGCUCAGAGGCCGUUGACUCCUCGUCGGACGUGACAGAGGAGUUCGGGGACUCAUACUACACGCUGUCGGAUGGCCUCCCCUCACCCGACUCGGACCGCACGGAGACGCCACUCUACUUCUACUCGCCCAAUGAGACACCCCUGCCGAGCGACGACACGGACACGGCCUCCAGUGGCGGUUGUUCACCGCCCGCGCCUCAUUCUCCACCGGUGACUCCAGCGUGGCCCUGGCCAGCACUGACACCAGCACGGAGGCCAGCAGUGGCUCCGGUAGGAGCAGUAGCCUUCUGGGCAGCCUGGCCUACCUGGCAGGCAGCCCCGAGGCUGCGGGCAUUGCUUGGAAUGCGCGCGCAAACCGCGGGUCAAGUGACGAUGGCGCUUUGCGCGUCGCAGGCACGAGGCGGCAAGGGGCGGCGCCGCGGCCGUUGCAAAGCGCCGGCCUCAACCUGCCGCUGAUCCCGCCCCCCCCCGCGCUGCUGCCAGUUCCACGGUCACCGCGACAGCAGCCAGCGCAGUCACCGGUGGAGUACUACGUGGUGGAGGGCCCGCGGCGCCGUGCCACGCCAGGGCCCCACGGGAGGGUGCGCCGUGACGAGUACUUCCAGACGUC
Messenger RNA from Lethenteron reissneri (Far Eastern brook lamprey), 2444 nucleotides. RefSeq names its product alpha-protein kinase 3-like. The record is from RefSeq and is a predicted model, not a curated record. Lineage: Eukaryota; Metazoa; Chordata; Hyperoartia; Petromyzontiformes; Petromyzontidae.